This is a messenger RNA of Lates calcarifer (barramundi perch), 2796 nucleotides long. RefSeq names its product leucine-rich repeat and transmembrane domain-containing protein 2. The record is from RefSeq and is a predicted model, not a curated record. Gene Ontology annotation, molecular function: protein binding. The coding region runs from base 693 to 1916 and encodes 407 amino acids. The transcript is spliced from 4 exons. NCBI's taxonomy places the organism in Eukaryota, Metazoa, Chordata, Actinopteri, Centropomidae.
CCUGCAGCUGCAACACACUCUGCUGUUACUAUUUCUGUCAAACUGCUUUAAUGCACAUUACACACUCAGUGCAACACAGAGAGGACGACACACACACACACACACACCAUUAGCAGCAGCUCAGUGGCAGCAUGUGUAGCUCUCUCUCUCUCUCUCUCUAACACACACACAGGCUCACUCGCCCUCAGUCAGUGGCUGGGUGUGUGUUGGACGGAGCUCUGAGAGGAAGCUGAGAGAGCAGCAGCAGCGAUGAGGAUGAAGAGGAGGAGGAGGACGACGAUGAGCAGCGAUUUGAUCCGGGAUAAAAAAAUUAAUUUAAAAAACUCCAGUUCAGCUUCUGGUUUUAAAGACGCUUCCAGAUUCUGGUUUUCUUUAAACGAGGAACCGACACAAAGACAAAGACUAGUUUCUGUCCUUGGAAGAAAGACCAGUCUGGUCCAGCCCGGGCUCAUAUUCAGAUUCUGGUUAUCAACAGAGAACUCUGUGGGUCUGAAGCUGAAUCGGGAUAUUUUUGUUUUUUGUUUUUAAUGUCGUGAACCCUGCAGAUGAAGGAGAACAGGUUCUCUCCUCUUCCUCUGUUUGGAAGCUGAAGCAGCAGAGCAGAUGGAUGUUCUCCACAGCUGUUGGAUGUUAGCGUGAUCUGGCAGAGAGCGAGGACAGCCGGAUGCCAGCCUAAAGCCGUGGACGAGUUGAUGCGACAGAAAAUGAAGAACCUGGACCAGUAUGGACGAAGUCACAUGGAGAGUCUGGUCUAUGCAGCUCUGUCCAGUCUGGUGUUGGUUCUGCUGGGCCUGCUGGGCUCGGUCCACGGCUGUCCUGGCGCCUGCACCUGCUACGGUAACACCACUGACUGCUCUGCCAUUGGCCUUCCCUCUUUGACGCCCAUCCUAGCACUGCUGGACCACGAGUCUCUGGUCCUUCGCCUACCCCAGAACAACCUCUCCUCUCUGGGUAAGACAGACCUGUCCAACUUCAGCAGCCUGGAGCUCCUGGAUCUUUCCCAGAACCACUUUUCCACCCUGCAGCCUGGAGCUUUCACAGGCUUGAACGGCCUUCGCUGGCUUAACCUCUCCGCUAACUACCUCGGGGUACGUCUGGCCACAUCUGACCCCAACAACAGCACAGAGGCCAUCCAGGGAUUGAAUGGAAGUCAGGGCAGUGUUGGCUUAAGCAAGGAGGUUUUCCAGGGGCUGUGGCGGCUGCGAGGACUCGACCUGUCUUCCAAUGGCCUCCGGUGGCUGCCAAAAGGCCUGCUGGAUGGGCUUCAGAGACUCACCUGGCUGUCCCUGGCUAGCAACCGGCUCGUGGCCCUGGACAGAGCUACCUUCGAGCCCCUGGUGGGGCUGCAGCAACUACGUCUGGCGGGAAACCCUUGGGAAUGCGACUGCAAGCUGAGGGACUUCAAGCACUGGAUGGAGUGGUUGAUUUACAGAGAUGGGCAGGUAGAUGCGAUGCAGUGCAGUCUCCCGGGGGAUUUGAAGGGCAGGGACAUCCGCAGCGUGCCAGCAGAGAUGUUCAACUACUGCCUGCAGAGUCAGACCAAGGAGGGCACACCGGGUCACGCCACCCGGCCGCCCUGCCCACCUGGCCGGAUCAGCAGCAACGAGGAAUGUGUUCGCCAGCGUUACCGGCCUGUGAGCGUCCGCCGGGCGCACGGCACGCAAAUCGUCGCGGGUGUGGUUUGUGGGACCGUGUGUGUCAUGAUGGUGGUGGCGGCAACUUACGGCUGCGUCUACGCCUCGCUGAUGGCACGGUACCAGAGGGAGAUGAAGAGCCGUGGCCAGCCCCUGAUGGCUGAGUCUGGAGCCGAGACCGACCUGGAGGACGGGCAGAUGUCGUCCCCGACCUCGCCGGAGGAGACACCGCCCAAAGAGGCCUGUGGCAUCGUGCACGGGUAUCGAAUCAGCAGCUUCUGACACACGCUGCUUUUUCACUGAUUUUCAAUCCUUCCUGGACAUUCUGGCUGCUUCUGCUCCUCGGCUCUCAUCACUGAUGAGACAAUGUCUGGAGAGAGAAACCCUGCAGCUCUGCAAUUGUGCUGAAAAUCUCUGGGCGGGACUGAUUGUAGAGCUAAUGGAUCGGACUAGAUUCAGUGAAACUGGAAUGCUGCAGCACUUCUUUUAAUGUAUGGAUGCUCUGUGAAUUGUUAUUCCCCACGCUGCAUCUCUCAGCCAGCUUUUAAACUCCUCUGAAGCUGCUGUUUAGCACUUCUGCACCUUGACUUCCCUUCAUCUGUGUUUUCAUCUCUUCUUUAGAAAGAUAAAACUCCCUUUUUGUUCGAACCUUCUGUCUUUGUAUCUGAGCCCAACAAGCACAAACUCCAAAAGUACAAAUGUCUGUGGAUCUGUGAGAUUUUCUUUGUCCUCAUUAAUAGUUGUGUAUAUUUUAUGUUUCUUUAACAUACCCUACUUUGAGAAUUCUUUGUACCUAUGUUAACUGGACACCCUGUUGAAUUCCUUCCAAAUAACAGACACUUUAAACCAUAUCAGAGCCAUGCUGCUGUCAGGGAAAUGCUGCUUUAAAGCUUCAUCACUGGGAUAAACUGCAUUCAAACAGAUACUAGAGCUGUACCGCCACCUAGAGGGCAAGCUUUGAACUACAACAGCUUCUAAUCCAGCACAAACAAACUCUCAAGCUCAAUAUCAUGAAACGGCUAUUACUUCCAACAUAGCAAAGUAUGAGAAACUUCCAUGUGUGUUAUUUAUUUUGUCCAUAUUUUCUGUGAUAAGCACAUAAAACAUUGUCUCAGAUUUAACUCAAGGACUGUUAAUCAUGCUGAAGAUAAUAAACUCUAUA